CUGUAACUUCUGUAAACAUAGAAACAUUUUUAAUAACCCAGAGAUUUAUUUUAUAAAUUUGUUUUAAAGGCUGUGCUAUAAGAAAUUCUUUUUUUGAUCAAAUUAUAUGUAAAUUUUACAACAAGCUAUAAUAUCUAAUAAAGGCAAUGCCUAUAGAUAGACUUCGUCCUACACCUGUUGACAAGAUCUUAAGUUUUAGGAGGAAUCCCGAUCCGCAGCAGCUGGAAAGACAGCAGACAGAUGGAUUGGAAAAUGUUCCCAGGUUUUUGCCUUCUCAAUUUCUAAAGGAUGAGGAUAAUGGCAAGGAUCGACGAAUGCCAGACAGCGAUUCCAUAAAUUCCGAAGAUGCUAUAAGGCUGCCUCCUCCGAGGAGAUCUCCAGUUUCCAUGAGGAAUCUCCAAAGGGAGCUGUACUCCCCCAAUCAAUGUAUGAAUGUCCUGAAAGUUGUGGUGGCUGUGGUAACCAUUUGCGUGCUGUUCGCCACGAUUCCCUUGUCUCGUCACCAUAAGACAACUAAAGAGCAAGAUCUCAAGAUGAUUUUGCUAUGGAAUGAGCCACUGAUUGGAGGACCUGCCCACAUGGAAUGCGGUUGCCUGGUGACCAAUCAAAGGAAAUACAAUGACAAAGCUUUCGAUGCGGUGGUCGUAAAUGCAGAUCAUCCUUAUUCCUUUAAAGGUUUACAGGAUAUCCAACACAAACCGGAUUUCUAUGUGGUUUAUGCCGCCAAGAAGCCAAUUUCACAGGAUCUGCAGUCCGAUUUCCAGUGGUUUAACCUAACCAUGACUUAUCGUCUGGAUUCGCAUCUUAUAUGGACGGAUUACUACUUUUCCCAUACUAAUCUCGCCAGAAGACUCAAGUGGUUCCGUAAUCCCAGCAAGAAUUUUGCCGAUGAUAUGCCAGAAUCUACCAUCCAACGUUUGGAGGGGGAGAUAAUAAAGAAAUCCCGAUUGGCUGUCUAUAUGCUCUAUGAGGUGAAUGAGAAUAGUCUGCCAGAAAGUUUGUAUUUGGAGGAGCUGCGCAAAUAUGCCGAUCUCGAUGCCCAUGAAAGUUGCCUGGGUUCCUAUGACUGCAGUCCCUACUAUUUCAUGCUGAUCUUCGAACCAACUGCUUGUCCGGAUUAUGUAUCUCCGCAGAUGUUUACAGCUAUGGAUAAAUAUGUGGUACCCGUUUUGAUUGGAGGAGGAAAUCUAACCAAUCUGGUGCCACAGCAUUCUUAUAUUAGCAGCAAGGACUUUGCCACUCCCAAAGAUCUUAUUAAUCAUCUUAAGGAUCUAGCUGAUAAUACAGAGGAAUAUAAGCGCUAUUUCUGGUGGCACUCUCUCUAUAAAGUCAGGAAAACUUCGCAACCCUACUGCGCCCUCUGCAAACUCAUUCAACAGCCUCCCGAAGAACGCCAAAUUCAAGGAUCCUCUGGCCUGGACAUCAUCAACUGGUGGACCCAAUACCAAUGCCCCAAUCGAUCCACAACCUUCCUCUGAGUUCCAGUCCCCAAUAACCGAAUCCCAAUUAUAAUUACCAACGAUCGCAAAUUGCCCUCGUUCGGUGUGGUUCCGUUUA
This is a messenger RNA of Drosophila takahashii, 1557 nucleotides long. It is a transcript of the gene FucTD, whose product is annotated as alpha1,3-fucosyltransferase D. Gene Ontology annotation, molecular function: fucosyltransferase activity. The record is from RefSeq and is a predicted model, not a curated record. Lineage: Eukaryota; Metazoa; Arthropoda; Insecta; Diptera; Drosophilidae. Gene Ontology annotation, cellular component: membrane.